AUGGAUGAAUUGCAACGAAAUGAUAAAGAUCCUUCGGCACCGCCCUCUGAACCGCAAGAUCCGACGCAGCAACGAAAACUGACACCAAUUGGUAACUUGCAGCUUGGGUCUACCUCAAUACCUCAGCCCACACAGACUGCUGCGCCCGCGUCCUCAACAGAAGAUCCAUUAAGUAGUUUUGGCGGACCUGGUCCAUUUUCACCAUGGAGCGGAGGGUCGGAAAUGCAGUUAGGUUACCCUUCUGCUGCGUCAGAUAUAUCAGGGGAUCGCGUCUUUCCGAUCAGGUCUGUUGUUAGUGUAGACCCAACUCCGAGACACUCAGUGGUCGAUGACAGCAUGCAGCAUUCGUCUGAUACCGAGAGCCGCGGCAUUGCCGGGCAUCGAAUGUCAUAUCGAGGAGACUCAUCAAGUGAUACAAGGAAGCUUGAGUUUGCUCCCAUGUCCCCCAGUGCUGGUCAACCCAGUGGCCCUGGCGUCGAUUUGCGCAGGAAGCGAGCAAUGAGCGGGCCAGUGUCUAGCAUACAAGCGGAUGCGGUACGACACGGAUCUGUGGCGCCAUUACAGCUCGAUAUCUCAGCGUCAGACCAUGAGAGCGAGGAAUCCGGACCUUUGGGCGGCGGCCCAGCUCCAGCUGACCGAGCUGAUACUGCAUCAACCACGUCCGCAAAUCAGUCACUGGGCGAACUUCCACACAUGACAACUCGGUUUACGCACGUUGAGACGGAUGAAGGGCAUGCUAUUAUAACUGGACGUGAUGGGGUAUUACAGCAAUGUGAAGACGAACCAAUUCAUACACCCGGAGCUGUGCAGGGCUUCGGCGUUCUUUUGGCUUUACGGGAAGACGGUAGCGGCAGCUUCUCAGUUCGCUAUGCUAGCGAAAACUCGGGCAAAAUUAUUGGAUAUACCCCGAAACAGUUGUUUCGUCUCAAGAACUUCUUGAAUAUUUUGACCGAGGAACAGCAAGAUAAUCUAUUAGACCACAUAGAUUUUAUCCGCGAUGAAGAUGCUGACCCCGCCGUUAAUGGUCCAGAGGUUCUCAGCCUCUCAAUCAAGCCGCCAAAGACUGGGAAAAGUAUCAAGCUGUGGUGUGCUAUACACAUCAACAACGCCCACCCCGAUCUAAUCAUUUGCGAAUUCGAACUAGAUGAUGACAAGGAAUACCCAUUGCGACCUGCCGACGAACUCACCCCAGAUACACCUCACGAUACCCUUCAUUCAAACCCGACCCUGGAAGAGAUCGAGGCUAGCACAGAAAUUCUAAGCAAGCCAUUACGAAUUCUGCGCAGUGCACGGAAACGUCGAGGAGAGCAGGGAGCCAUGCAAGUAUUUGACAUCAUGUCGCAGGUUCAAGAGCAGUUAGCAUCUGCCCCGAACCUAGAAAAUUUUCUCAAGAUUCUCGUGGGGAUCGUCAAGGAACUGACUGGCUUUCACCGCGUCAUGAUCUACCAAUUCGAUUCAUCAUUUAAUGGAAAGGUGGUUACGGAGCUGGUUGAUACGUCCCAAACUGUCGACUUGUAUAAAGGUUUGCACUUCCCAGCUUCUGAUAUCCCACGACAGGCCCGAGAACUGUACAAGAUCAAUAAGGUCCGCCUUCUAUACGACCGGGACCUUGAUACAGCACGAAUGGUGUGCCGGACCAAGGACGAUCUGGAUGUUCCCCUCGACAUGACCCACGCGUAUCUUCGCGCCAUGUCACCUAUUCAUCUUAAGUAUUUGGCCAAUAUGGCAGUCCGAUCGUCCAUGUCCAUCUCCAUAAAUGCGUUUAAUGAGCUUUGGGGGCUGAUUUCUUGCCAUACUUACGGAGACCAUGGAAUGCGUGUAUCCUUUCCAAUACGGAAGAUGUGUCGACUGGUUGGAGACACUGCGUCCAGGAACAUUGAGAGGCUGUCGUACGCAUCAAGACUUCAAGCACGGAAGCUUAUCAAUACAGCCCCAACGGAAAAGAACCCUUCCGGGUACAUCAUUGCGUCGUCGGAUGACUUGUUGAAGUUGUUUGAUGCUGACUUUGGACUUUUGUCAAUACAGGGGGAAACCAAGAUACUUGGCGCCAUUGAGCACAGCCAAGAAGCACUGGCAAUGUUGGAAUAUUUACGGAUGAGGAAGCUGACUUCAGUUGCUGCAUCGCAAGACGUGCGAGAGGAUUUUCCAGAUUUGAAGUACCCCCCUGGAUUCCAGGUCAUAGCUGGACUUUUAUACGUGCCUCUCAGCGUUGGAGGUAGCGACUUCAUUGUAUUCUUCCGGCGAGGGCAAAUUAAGGAAGUGAAAUGGGCCGGCAACCCCUACGAGAAAGUAAUCCGGGACGGCACCGCCGGAUAUCUUGAGCCCAGAAAAAGCUUCAAGAUUUGGAACGAAACUGUUCUGGGAAAGUGCCGUGAGUGGAACGAAGAGCAAGUGGAAACAGCAGCUGUGCUCUGUCUCGUCUACGGUAAAUUUAUCGAGGUUUGGAGGCAAAAAGAGGCGGCACUGGAAAGCAGCAAACUUACAAGAAUACUUCUGGCUAACUCGGCCCAUGAAGUCCGAACCCCCCUUAACGCCAUUAUCAACUACCUCGAGAUUGCCCUUGAAGGAACACUAGACCAAGAGACUCGCGAAAACUUAGCUCGUUCUCACUCAGCUUCGAAGUCAUUGAUUUACGUGAUCAACGAUUUGCUCGACCUUACAAAGACGGAAGAAGGUCAAAAUCUGAUCAAGGAUGAAAUGUUUGACCUGGAUGCUUGUAUAAACGAAGCAACAGACCCGUUUUACGUUGAUGCGAAGCGAAAGGGUAUCGAUUACCAAGUCACAAAACACCCCGGACUUCCUCAAUUUGUCUAUGGUGACAGCCGGCGAGUACGACAGGCGUUAUCAAACAUUACCGCGAAUGCUGUUGCCCAUACAGAGCAAGGCUCUGUUCAUAUUGAAAUGUUUGUUUCUGAAGUUCGAGACGGCAUGGCCUUCAUCGAUUUUGUCGUGGCAGACUCAGGCGCUGGCAUGAACCCCAAACAACUGGAUUCGCUUUUCAGAGACCUAGAGCAAGUUAGCACCGAUGACUCCGCAUCGCCAACCUCCGGGCCAUUGGACAGACAGCCCGAGACGAGAACCCUCGGUUUGGGACUUGCUGUGGUAGCGCGAAUUGUUAGAAAUAUGGACGGGCAGCUUCGGUUGAAGUCUGAGGAGGGUCAAGGCUCCAGAUUUGUUGUUCAGUUGCCAUUCCAGCUCCCAGAGAAUACACCAAGCCCGGAGUCGGGAGGGACAGCCCAAGACUCAGUGUCUGCAACUCAGCCGAACAUAGCAGUCGCCUCCACGUCACCAGGUCUUAAGGCUACACCGGCCGGUGAAAUAAUGCUGAUUGAGCGUGGAAGCAACAUGAAUUUGGCUGCUGACCUGGAUAGAAGGUCAGCAGGAACAGGGAGUGCCGGCAGUCGCCGCAGUAUCGAGAGCUUGAUCAGCCAUGCCAGUCAGAAGAGUGAUGCUGAUCGUCUGAUUGAUGCCAUUCAAACCCCACUGUCUCUGACUGAGAAUCAGACUGGAUAUUUUGUCUCUGGCCCAGGUUCCAAGGGUAGCACCUCACAUGCGCCAUCUCAUACCAGCGGCGGAGCUGGAACGUCUUCCAGUCCCGUAUCACACAAACAAAGACAUGCUUCAUCUACCCAAUCACGACAAGAGGCGGGCACAGCCGAAAUACAGGACUCGAAAACCCCUGUUAAAGCCGUCAAGGUUCCUGAUGAGUACGUUGACAUGCCAAAUCGAAGUUCGAAAGGAGAAAAGUCCGGAGUCCUGUUCGAGCUUCCAUCAGAAAAGUCACAGCAGAAUCCAGGGACGGCAAGGGUAGCAGCAUCCAGUGGAGAGCCUAGCCUCAGCAUAUUAGUGGCAGAAGAUGACCCGAUCAACAUGAAAAUUCUUCGAAAGAGAUUGGAAAGAGCUGGUCAUACUGUACACCAUACUGUCAAUGGUGAGGAUUGUGCGACAGUGUACCAAGAUAAGUCCUCUGAAUUCGAUGUAGUUCUCAUGGACAUGCAGAUGCCCAUUGUGGAUGGACUGACUAGCACCAAGAUGAUUCGGUCGACAGAGCAAUCUGACGAGCAUAAGGGGCAUUCGAAGAUGGCGGCCAAAAACAAACGGAUACCGAUUUUUGCUGUUUCUGCAUCUCUUGUCGAAGAAAAGAAGCAGAUGUACGUGGAUGCCGGGUUUGACGGGUGGAUUUUGAAGCCUAUCGACUUCAAGCGGCUUAGCACCCUUUUAGCCGGUAUUUACGAAAGCACUACGAAGAAGUCUUGUCUGUAUGUUGCAGGCGAGUGGGAACGAGGUGGAUGGUUCUCGCUAAGCGACGGCGAUGAGAGCGAAGCUGCAGGAAGUUCUCAGGCAACCCCUACCGUGGAUACCGAGGGAAAACAAUUGAACAUAGACGCAACGACGGAAUUAUGA
Molecule: messenger RNA, 4404 nt
Organism: Pochonia chlamydosporia 170
Lineage: Eukaryota; Fungi; Ascomycota; Sordariomycetes; Hypocreales; Clavicipitaceae
Product: sensor histidine kinase/response regulator
Exons: 3
Coding region: 1-4404 (1467 amino acids)
Biological process (GO): regulation of DNA-templated transcription; phosphorelay signal transduction system; detection of visible light
Molecular function (GO): phosphorelay sensor kinase activity; protein binding
Source: RefSeq, a predicted model, not a curated record